GUGUUUUGCUUACUCUUAUUUUCUUUUUUCUUUUCCCCUUUUUUCCUGGUGAUUGGAAUCGUGCAAUGACGUUGUUACAGCUUUGGUCCUCACCAUCUGAUUCGUACCAUUUCCCUUCACUUUUGUGAUCUGUGGAUGGACAUUUCUUCGUCAAAAUUUAACAUGCUGGUUCCACCUGGAUUUUCUUUUUCACAACUCCCCCAGCAGAAAGAAUUGUCUCUAAUCUGGUGGGGAAAAAAAAUCUUAAUCCACAUUUGUCUGGUAACCAUAAAUGGUGAAUUGGUCAGAUCAGAUUCUAAUUGAUAGAUUUUUAAUCUAUUUUGUAUCCCAUCCAACUCUUAUAUGAUCUGACCCAUCCAAUUGCCACUCCUACCUCUAACAUUGGAACCCCACCUAAUAUGAUAAAGCUGGCAGGCUAAUGCAUAUCCAUGAACCUACCAUUCCAAUCCUUAAAAUUGAAACCAAGGUCCCGAAAGGUUGUUGACCCCAAUCGGGCAAAGCCUUUCUAUGCUAUUGGGUUUCUGCCAAAGAUCCAAAAUAAACAAGCAAUUGAAUACUGAGAGGUGUGCAACUCUUAGAAGAAAUUCCACUGGAAUGAACCAUUGAGUCUGCACUUAACGGGAAUAGAGAAAUAAUAACCAACCUCAACAUCCAAGUCCUCUUCCUUUCAGAGGCCAAGUUCCACACUCCACUGAUAACAAAGAAAAGACCAUCUGUCUUCCACCAGUUGAAUCCAUGGUCUUCAUGUUAAAUUGGAAGUCUGCCUAAUAUAAGUCUAACAAAGAGAAGCCAAACUCUUGAAAACCCACAUUAUUUGAACCUUAUAAAUAUAUCAACAAUAGCAAACCUUUUAACCACCAGCCGAGUUAAUCUCUCAAAAUUUGUUAAAGAUGCAGUCCGGCGAGAGCAAAUGGAUGGCGAUGUUUCUGCUGUUGUUUGUGGCAAUGACGGAAAUGGGAGGAGCCAUGGCCCAAAACAAGCUAGUUUGUAUCAAACGAUGGAGCCCAUGCUAUCGUAAAGUUAUCAGAUGCCCAAAGGAGUGCCCAUACACAAAACCGAAAGACCCGAAGGCCAGAGCUUGUUCCCUGGACUGCUACUCUCCCAAAUGUGAGGCUGUGUGCCAAGGUCAUAAGCCCAACUGCCAAGGCCUAGGGUCUGGAUGUCAUGACCCUCGCUUUAUUGGUGCUGAUGGUGCUGUGUUUUAUUUUCAUGGGAGAAAGGAUGAGCACUUCAACCUAGUCUCCGACCCUAACGUCCAGAUCAAUGCUCGCUUCAUUGGCCUUCGGCCUGCCGGAAGGACCCGCGACUUCACUUGGAUUCAAGCUCUUGGGUUCAUGUAUGGUUCUCACAGCUUCACUGUUGAGGCAGCUCAUGUGAAGCAAUGGAGCAACAACGUCGAUCACCUGAAGUUCUCUUACGAUGGAAAGCCUUUGCUGGUCCCAGAAGGACACCUCUCUGAUUGGAAGUCACCAGAUAAAGAGCUGACUCUGGAGAGGACAGGAACCAGAAACAGCAUCAUGGUCAUGCUUGAGGGGAUUGCUGAGGCCAUGCUCAAUGUGGUUCCAAUUACCAAGGAAGAUGAUGAGAUACACAACUAUCAGAUACCAUCAAAUGAUUCCUACGCACAUUUGGAGGUGCAGUUCAGAUUCUUUGGGCUCUCACCUCAAGUCGAAGGAGUUCUGGGAAGAACAUACCGUUCUGACUACGAGAAUACAGUAAAGCGAGGCGUACUGAUGCCUGUAGUUGGUGGAGAAGACAAAUACAAGACUUCGUCACUCCUCUCUGCAGACUGCAAGCUGUGUUUGUUUUCUCCCAAGGAAGAUAACGAGAUGGAGUUGCACAUCCUACGCUGAAGAUAGUAGAUCCAAAGAAAAGUGAAGUAAAUUUGUAAUAAGAGAGAUUCUUUGACAUAAAUUAAGUUCAUAAUGUUGCUUAUAUAUAUUGUCUUAAGAAUAAAAGAUGUGUGAAUCCCGUCGAUAAACAAAAGUACCUGUGUAUUUAUAAAAUGGGCGUUUACCAUGUAAUCUAUAAGAGCUUCUCCUACAUCUCGAGCUGGAUGCACCAUAAUGCCAUUCAAGCUUCCACCGUUUCCAUGUGCAGCUGCACCUGCAUAUUGUGGAUUAGGAACAGGGAUACAGGGUAAACCUUCUAUUAAGGACUGCAAGACCUCAG
Phoenix dactylifera (date palm) is the source of this 2172-nucleotide messenger RNA. RefSeq lists its product as uncharacterized. Lineage: Eukaryota; Viridiplantae; Streptophyta; Magnoliopsida; Arecales; Arecaceae. The record is from RefSeq and is a predicted model, not a curated record.